Molecule: messenger RNA, 1523 nt
Organism: Pyrus x bretschneideri (Chinese white pear)
Lineage: Eukaryota; Viridiplantae; Streptophyta; Magnoliopsida; Rosales; Rosaceae
Product: WRKY DNA-binding transcription factor 70
Exons: 3
Coding region: 441-1349 (302 amino acids)
Biological process (GO): regulation of DNA-templated transcription
Molecular function (GO): sequence-specific DNA binding; DNA-binding transcription factor activity
Source: RefSeq, a predicted model, not a curated record
UCUUCGAGUGAAUUGCUUCCCACCUUCCUCCUCUCACAUCAUAAAACCAUAUCCCCUUCUCUCACCUCAUCCAAACAAACCCCAAUUCAACCAAAAAUAUUCCAUACAAAACAGAGCAAAAAAAAAGAUCAGCCUAAAAGCCAUCAUCUUUCAUGAUUCACUUCCCACUCUCCAAAAGUUUGUUUGAAUUUGUGUAUGUAAGGAACGCUUCUGAUAAGAACCGUCAAAGAUAAUCAGAAACGCUUUCAGUCAUUUCAGAAGCAAUUCAAACAGUAGUCUAUCUCAUACCAUAAAAGCCAUGUACCCUUGAUCUCUUGCUCCAUCUAAGCAAAACCCAUUUCAGAUUUUCCCUCAAAAACACAGAGAAAGAGAGAGAGAGAGAGAGAGAGAGAGAGGAGUUAAAGCUAGAAACAGAGGAAAAGCAGAGCAUCCUAGAACCAAUGGGAACCAACCACAAGAGACUGAUCGAAGAGCUACAUGAAGGCCGGAAGACGGCGGCGGAGCUUCAGAUUCUGCUCCAGAAUCAGUACGGAGACCGUGUCUUGGCGGAGGAGCUUUUGAUGAAGAUCAUGAUGGUAUUCGCAGAGAGUCUUUCUGCUCUGACUGCUUCUGAUGGCCAUAACGAUCACCAGUCUGCUGCUUCCGGUGAGGUUUAUCAGGUCAAGCCGGAACCUUCCCAAGUGGAGCACUCGCAUUGCUGUGACCGGAGCUCUGAAGAUUCCGGUGAGAGUCGAAAGACUCAGGCUUUCAAGGAUCGGAGAGGUUGCUACAAGAGGAGAAAGACAUGUCAAUCAUGGACAGUAGCCUCGGACAAAAUUGAAGAUGGACAGGCUUGGAGAAAAUAUGGCCAAAAGAUAAUCCUCAAUGCUCCAUAUCCAAGGGCUUACUUCAGAUGCACAAGAAAAUUUGACCAAGGUUGCAAGGCAACCAAACAAGUCCAACAAAUCCAAGACAACCCACUCUCGUACCAAAUCACCUACAUCGGCGAGCACACGUGCAGAGCCAUGAUCAAACCUUCACCAAUGAUCAUCGGCUCUAAUCCCUGUGAAUCUCAGACUGUUAGUUCAGAAUCUGGGACCCCACAUCACCAAAACCCUACUUUCUUUGGCACAUCCGCACCGUCAAUUCUCAACGCGAAACAAGAAGAUUACAAAGUGGGGACACCAAGUGAUCUAACGGACAACAGUAUGUGGCAUGAUUUGAAGGAUCACUUGGAUUUAUCAGAGCCUGUUGGGAUCUGCGUGUCUUCCAACGAGGAUGUGGUUUCAAACAUGCACUGGGAGGAGGACAUGGAUUAUGUGAAGUGUAUUAAUUUUGAGGAUGUUUUUAAUUUUGAGAGUUUCCAAUGAACUCCUUGCAGUGACAGAUUUGAUGCUACUUCUUGUUAGCUUCUUGUAAUAGCUAGGGUUGAUGUGUCACUCAAGGCAUUUUCCUAAUAAUGUUGUUCAUAAUCCAUUUGAGUUGGAAAAAGUGUAAUGUUGAUUGAAGUCGAAAUAUUAUGUGUCAUAUCUUUACGCAUGAAA